GUGGCCGCUCUUCCGCGCGACGCAGGUAGACAGAAGGACGACAGUCAGUCAGUCAGUCGGUCGGUGAAACGCGAGGCAAGGACGGCAGGGCGUAGGGGAAUCGGUGGGAGAGCAACGGCAGAAGGUAGUCAGCGGAAGAGGCAAAACGCAGCGAAAAGGGGUAAAAACGUUGGCACAUAAAGAGAGGGAAAAAGCGGAAGGGUGGAAAAGCGUACGAAAAGCGCAGAGAGUCAAGUAGAAAUAGUCAGAGGGAAAGAGAGAAAAAGAGAGAGAGAGAGGGAGUGGAAGAGAGACGAAGGGGAAGGAAGAGAGAGAGACAGAGAGAGAGAGAGAGAGAGAGAGAUCAUAGGUGCUGUCCUCGUAGCGGAGUCCGCAUUUGCCGCACAAAAGCACAACUUGCGCACUGUUGCGCCGCGUUACCAAGCUACUGCGCGAGCAACCGAACUGUGCCGCUCGGUCACCCCUCGGUCACCCCUCGGUCAUCCUGCUGGCAGUCGAGUGCUUUCGUGCGGAGUGUUUACGUCGUUGCGCGGGUAAACACACACGUUGUCGCGGCUCGCUCUCAGGUUACUCUACUGUGUGUUCCACGCAUUCCUACCCCUUUCUCAUUCAAUCGGCGUGGAUCAGCUGGAGCGCAUUCCGAAUUCUCUCUCUCUCUCUCUCUCUCUCUCUCUCUUUCUCUCUCUCCCUUAAACCUUGGCGCGACUCCCCUCGUCGCCGGCGGUCCUUCGCGUCCUGCGGAUGUGAGGAAGCGUCUCCCGGAGCUGAAGGCGAUCGCCGCUCGUCGCCGUCGCCGUCCUCGAGUGCGCCGAGUGCCAUGCUCCCGCGGCACGACACAGACCGUACGAUGUUCAAUUUGAAUCGCUGAACACUGCGGCUGAGUGCGUUCGCCCUCGGAUUACAGAGAGACAGCGGACCGAUGCUCGGCCGUGUCGUCUCUCGUGACACCGUCGCGUCGUAGUUCCUGAAUUCGACAUCGAUUCGUCUCGAGAGUUCGUGAGUUUCGCGUUACGGAUUUUAUCGCGUCGCCCCGGCAGUGUGUGUGCGCGCGCUCGCUCGCUCGCGAGGAAUUGGUAGAUUAGAAUCGCUGGCUCGGGGGAUCCGCUAAAUCGACGGGGUGGAGAAGUGGCGGCACCGUGACAGUGCAGUAGACUGCGACGAGGGUUGCAACGAUACGUGACUGACUUAACCCUGAGCGCGCCUGUUCGUACGUACGCUCCGGCUGGAACUCUACGUGAGUCAAACCGCGCGAGAGAACCACCACCCUCAGAGGACGAGAGACACUGCGAGAGAGAGAGAGAGAGAGAGAGAGGGGGAAAGAGAGAAAGAGAGAGGCUGAGGAGGACACUUGAUCCCGUUAUCGUUCGCGCUGGACGUCCACUGCAUCAUCGCGAAGCAGUACGUGUGCGAGUCGUAGUUGUCGUUUGCGCUUGGUGCACAAUCGCCCGGCAAAGUGACUACUCCGAAGUGCAGCGGCGAUAAGAAGAUACAGCCGCGCGACUUGAUCGUUAGCAUAAAUGACAAGUGGAGCCAAGGCAUCGAACUGAGGACGAUUUCUGACCCAUCCAACGCCAACCACAACAGCUCUGCCGAAUACGCAGACACCAGUAAGCAGGUUCUAACCACCAGUCUGACGCAUCAAUAUGCCGCAGUGAUGGACAGCGAGGGCACUUUGGGUCGCGGUCAUGCAAACGGGGGCCGUGGGCUGCGCCGUCAGCGGUCCCUGGAAUGGAGAGAACGGCGCGGUUACGGAACUAGUGCUCAAUCUAGCAGCGACGACGAGGAAAACGCGCAUCACGCAAUAGGGCCAGUGUCGAGUUCGUCCGCUACAAGAGGUGCGCGCAGUCCCGGCCAAGUGCUCGCCUCCAUCUUGGCGCAACAAUACGGCAAUGCGGGAGAUCGAUCAUACCGCACGGGAUCCGACACGGAAGGCGCAGCAACCACGGACAACCCGACGACGCCAUUUCCUACGCCGCCCCCAACCUUGACACCGAAUCAUCGGCAAGCUUCUCCGUUUCCCCUCGAAAGCACAAAUUCUCGCCGGCAUCAUUAUAACGGCAGCGUAUCUUCCGAGAGAUCUCGCAACGGCAAUGGUGAGACCGUUUACGCGUCCACAAAGAAGGCGACUUCCGCCGGCGGUACCUUAGGUCGAAGAAUACGCCGAGGUCAUGCAAGCGCUUUGAGCAGUAGCUCCACCGCGAGCGAUCGUUCCGAAACUGUCUUCCCCGAUGAACACACUCGCAUGCAUCUCAACAAUGGUCUGCUCAGGCCUAUUUACUUUACAGAUACUGGGAGGGAUUCCCCUCCGGAACCCGCGCCGCCGGAAAUACCGCCACGUGGACCGUCUUUGCACGCAACGCAUACUUCACGUACACAGCAAAAUCGCAAUGGUUGCCCACCAAACGCGACAGGAAAUUUCACUGUGCCAAGUGAUCAAAUGCCGACCGAGACCUAUUCGAGUAAGUGACAAUUCAAUUAAUAUUUAUGAACAAUAUUUAAAUACAUUACAUUAGAGUAAUGUAUUACAUAAAUACUUAAAUUACAUUAGAGUAGUCAAACAAAUUAGACUUUAGCGUAAGUGAACGAUUUUGAACUUCGAUCUUUACUCGAUCUUUACUCGCUGAAUCUUCACUCGAAGGAGAGUGUGAUAUUUGUGACUAUAAUCACACAAAGAAUGAUGAGACAGGAAGAAUGAAAGAAUUAUAAUCAGAAAAAUUAUUUUUAUGGUAAGUGUUACUGUGCAGGAUUGGAUAAAUUUAUGUUUUUUAAACUAAAAGUUUAAAGUUUAAAGCUAUAAGCUAAUGAUUUAUAAAAUUAACUUAAUUAGGUUAAAAGUUAUAUAAACAAAACAUAACCUGAUUAAAAGUUAAGUUAACAUUGAAUAAGCUUAUUAAAGUUACAAGUUAAAAUUUUAUAAUUUUAUUAAGUUUAUUAAUGUUAUAUGCCAAGCAAUAUAUCUUUUUUAUAUAAUUAACUUUUCAAUCAUAGAUUAAAUUUGUGUGGCAUAAUAAAAAUCUAGUUAUUUAUUAGAAAAUAUCGAUUGUUUUGUACUCAAUAUUUCGUACACUGAUAGGAAAAAAAUUAUCUAAAAAGUAAAAAAAAUUAUUAGCUGAAUGUUAAUAAGAGAGGAAA
Messenger RNA from Odontomachus brunneus, 3132 nucleotides. RefSeq names its product abl interactor 1-like. Bases 1655 to 2467 code for a protein of 270 amino acids. The transcript is spliced from 8 exons. NCBI's taxonomy places the organism in Eukaryota, Metazoa, Arthropoda, Insecta, Hymenoptera, Formicidae. The record is from RefSeq and is a predicted model, not a curated record.